Messenger RNA from Oppiella nova, 579 nucleotides. The record is from the annotation of a GenBank genome assembly. NCBI's taxonomy places the organism in Eukaryota, Metazoa, Arthropoda, Arachnida, Sarcoptiformes, Oppiidae.
AUAAGAUCGAGACCUCCCAUCAGAAUGAGAACAAGUUCUUCGACGACAGCAUCUACUAUAAGAUCAAUUGGUUGGGCGAUCGUCACGAGACCAUCACCGACGACAUCCACCAACACAUCACCGCUUUCGCCGAUAAGUCUAAUGAACCCAAAGAUCUGGUCCACGACGACCACACGCUAUACAUAACGACGGCGUCGCACGAGAAGUAUGUCUGCGUUUUGCCACAAAUCGAUUCACCCACGACAGUGGACUCCAGCGAUAAGAAGACAGACUCGGAGUUAAGUGCCUAUCAGUUGCUGAAGCCGUUGUUCGCGCGGGAGGUCUGCUCCUAUCGGUUGGAGCAGUAUUGGACGUACGAGAUAUGCCACGGAAGGUAUAUCCGACAGUUCCACGAGGACGCCAAUCAGCAAAAGGCUAAACCCGUAAGCAGUGCCCCGGCCACAAACCCCCCCGACACUCUCAUCACCGGUGACCACCACACGGGGGGCGCGACACAAGAGUACUAUUUAGGGAAAUACGAGUUAUCGCGGCUACAGUCCAGCGAACAGCAGUUCGACGCAUACCUGCAACGGUUGGCCA